Messenger RNA from Aureobasidium namibiae CBS 147.97, 1974 nucleotides. RefSeq names its product GCS-domain-containing protein. NCBI's taxonomy places the organism in Eukaryota, Fungi, Ascomycota, Dothideomycetes, Dothideales, Saccotheciaceae. Gene Ontology annotation, cellular component: glutamate-cysteine ligase complex. Gene Ontology annotation, biological process: glutathione biosynthetic process. The transcript is spliced from 6 exons. Bases 1 to 1974 code for a protein of 657 amino acids. Gene Ontology annotation, molecular function: glutamate-cysteine ligase activity. The record is from RefSeq and is a predicted model, not a curated record.
AUGGGUCUUCUAGCUCUGGGAACGCCGCUUGCCUGGCCCGAAGCGAAACAGGUGGCCGGACAGGUUCGCGAAUGGGGCAUUGAGCAACUAUUGGCGACAUGGAGACGAGCCAAGGGCAAAGAGCGCGAUGCCCUUCUCUGGGGAGACGAGAUCGAGUACCUUGUCGUGACAUACGACCAUGACAAGCGUGAGGUCAAGCUCUCGCUACGCCAGGCAGAUAUUCUCGAGGCUUUGGCUAGCGAUGAGAAGCUCCUCGCUCAGGGUGGUGGUGUAGACGAGAUUCAGCGUGGUUCAGCCAGAUCUGGCAAGACGGCGCCCGUCUUUCAUCCCGAGUUCGGCCGUUUCAUGCUUGAAGCCACUCCCGGACGACCAUGGGGAAUUGACCUCAAGGAUCUGCUGGACGUCGAACCAGACAUGAAGUGGAGGCGCAAAAUCGCAAAGGAGCACAUGGAACCCAGCGAGUUUCCCAUUACUUUGACCACCUUCCCACGACUGGGUGCUAAAGAGCGCUCCAUCACUCCCGAGUACCCACUGAACGGCGACAAGCUCAGGUCUCAGUUCCUGCCCGAUGAGAUCGCAAACCCCCAUAUACGUUUCCCGACUCUAGCCGCAAACAUUCGCGCUCGCAGAGGCCGCAAGGUCGAGAUCAACGUACCCGUGUACAAGGAUGAGAAGACUACAUGGCCCUUCAACGACCCAACCGUCGAUCACGAUCUUCACACUUGGCCUGAGGAUGACGACGUUCGCAAUGGAGCCGCCAAGGAAAAUCAUAUCUACAUGGACGCCAUGGCCUUUGGCAUGGGAAGCUGUUGUCUGCAAAUCACUUUCCAGGCAAAGAACAUUGACGAAGGUCGUAAGAUGUACGACCAACUUAGUCCUAUUGGUCCAGUUCUGCUGGCUUUGACUGCUGCCACACCCAUCUACAAGGGCUUCUUGGCCGAUACCGAUGUCAGAUGGAACCAGAUCAGCAGAGCCGUCGACGACAGGACCCCUGAAGAGCUUGGAGAGAAGCCAUUGAAGAACUCGAGGUGGCAGAUCCCCAAAUCUCGUUACGCUUCAAACUCCACAUACAUUGCUCAAGACCCUCGCCUACGCAAGGAAUACUUUGACCCUAACCUCGUAGUCGACCCGGAAAUGAAGCAAAAGCUCGUAGACGGUGGCAUGGACGACCUCCUAGCCACCCACUUCGCCCACCUCUUCAUCCGCGACCCCAUCGUCGUCUUCAAUGAAGACCUGCAGGAACUAGACCUCAACAAAGUCGACCACUUCGAAAACCUCCAAUCCACAAACUGGCAACACAUGCGUUUCAAGCCUCCGCCUCCCGGCAACGACAUUGGCUGGCGAGUCGAAGUCCGCCCCAUGGAGAUCCAAAUCACCGAUUUUGAAAACGCCGCCUUUUCGGUCUUUGUCGUGCUCAUCACUCGCGCAAUCCUAAGUUUUGAUCUUAAUUUCUACAUUCCCAUUCAGAAAACAACCGAGAAUAUGGAAACGGCACAUUUGCGCAAUGCAGUUACAGAGCAAAAGUUUUGGUUCCGCAAGAAUCCCUUCCCGGCAAUGAGGCAGCCUAGAUCGGGUACUUCGACGCCGACCCAGUUCUCUAGGCCCCCUAGUCCCUCGAGCCCUGUGGAGGAUGAGUACGAACUCAUGACUGUCGAUCAAAUCAUGAAUGGCAAAUCCGAUGGCUUCCCCGGUUUGAUUCCUUUGGUGGAACGCUACCUCAGCAGCAUCAACGUGGACGUUGAGAUCCGCUGCGAGAUGGCCAGAUACCUCAAACUGAUUCGUCAGCGUGCGACUGGCGAGUUGUGGACGGCGGCGAAAUGGAUCAGACAUUUUGUGGCCGAGCACAAAGAGUAUAAGAAAGAUAGUGUGGUGGGUGAAGGCAUCACUUUCGAUCUUGUCAAGGCUGUUGAGCAGAUGACUAUCAAUGAAGGUAAAGAUGGGUUGGGUGCUGAGAUGUUGGGACGAGGAAAGUAG